AUGCCAUUAGACAAGAAUGACUGGUCAUAUGAAAAUCGGCAUAACCAAAUGAAUCAAAUUUCUUGCGAACAUUCUUCUUCACCAUCGUCAACAUCGGGUGAGGAUGAGGAAAAACAGCAGCCAAAUAGUGAUAAUGAAGACGAAGCACAAGAUGAGAUUAAUGAUGAUGAAUUUUUACGAAAACGUUAUGUCAAUAAAAAUGAAUAUCGUCGAGUAUCGGUAGCUGCUGAAAAGUACAAUCCCGAAGAAGAUAAUGACAACGAUACAGAACAUAUAUUUUAUCCGAAAAAUGAUGAACAACGACAACGUUUGAGAGAAGCUGUUAUUUAUAGUCUUCUAUUCCGAACGUUAGAAUCAUCACAAAUUGAUCAAAUAUUAGACGCUAUGUACGAAAAAGAUGUAAAACAAGGCGAAGUAAUUAUUAAACAGGGAGAUGAUGGUGAUAACUUUUAUGUUAUUGAUGAAGGUAUUUUUGAUAUUUAUGUUAGUAAACAACCAGAUCAAACUCCAGUUAAAGUGGGUGAAUAUGGUAAUAAAGGUUCAUUUGGUGAACUAGCAUUAAUGUAUAAUCAGCCAAGAAGUGCCACCAUUAUAGCGGCAACAAACGGUGUCCUAUGGGUUAUGAAACGUCAAACAUUUCGUAAAUUAGUCCUGAAACAUGCCUUUCGUAAACGUCAACUAUAUGAAAACUUUCUGAAAGAGGUUGAAAUAUUAAAAUCUAUGAAUGAUUAUGAACGAUCAAAUGUAGCUGAUGCUUUAAUACCGAUAGUCUAUGAACCAAAUGAUUUGAUUAUUAAGCAAGGUGACUAUGGUGAUCGAAUGUUUUUUAUUGAAAAUGGGGAAUGUGAUGUUAUUGUGAAUAAAAAAUUUAAUAAAACAUUAAGUAAAGGCGAUUAUUUUGGUGAGUUAGCCCUCGUUAAUAAUGAACCUCGUUCAGCCACUGUACGCGCGAAAACAAAAGCAAAAUUAGCAUAUUUAGAAGUAGAAUCAUUUGAACGACUUAUGGGUCCAUGCAUGGAGUUACUUUGUAGAAAUAUGUCUAAAUAUACCAAAUAA
Messenger RNA from Didymodactylos carnosus, 1056 nucleotides. The record is from the annotation of a GenBank genome assembly. NCBI's taxonomy places the organism in Eukaryota, Metazoa, Rotifera, Eurotatoria, Philodinida, Philodinidae.